This is a messenger RNA of Fusarium redolens, 761 nucleotides long. RefSeq lists its product as uncharacterized. NCBI's taxonomy places the organism in Eukaryota, Fungi, Ascomycota, Sordariomycetes, Hypocreales, Nectriaceae. The transcript has a single exon. Bases 460 to 708 code for a protein of 82 amino acids. The record is from RefSeq and is a predicted model, not a curated record.
CUUGGACUUAACUGAGACAACGGAAACAAUGUUGGAUAGAGGGAAUCGACCUGCCUAGGCGAGUCACAAAGAAGUUCGCAUACCAGAGGGACAAAAUCAUCAGACAGUCAGAAAACUUUCCUUCGGAAUAUGCACUUAUUAUUUUGAGAAAGGCUGGACCUUGGUUUUUUUGGUCUUGUUCCCAAGUUCUUUCUUAACAUCUUAACUAAGAUAGGGCUGAUCUGUGAUACCCACCAGGUACUCCCAGAGCUCGUGCAUAUUUCUUCUUGAUCGUAUUUUCAUCUGAACAUUAUCGUCAGUCGGAAAAAUAGGCAAUGUGCAGCUGCCGUGUCACUCUGUUAUCAAUGGUUCAACUGCCCUGCAUGAAGGUGGCCUCGUUUUUCGCAUAGGUUGGCAGUAUUUAGAUUUAGGUAGCAAGUCAAACAUUGGAGGGUGGUCCAUUUCUACCCUGUGGUCUAGAUGCUAAAGUCAACGUUGCUGGGGAUCGCAAACGUGCAUUGGCCAUCCUGCAAACUUGGAGCUGGGUGUGAGGCUGUGGGUGCAUUUCCCCAUCUCACUUUAAUUGGAGCCCUGUUCUGGUUGCAAUGUUGCAUGAUCAUGAAGAUCCUGGGAGCAUAUAACAAACAAGACUAUGAUGAGAGACGGGGAUAUAGCAUGAAGAUAAGGAUUCCUCCAUCAAGUGAACGCACUUUUUCGCUUAUGCGAUGACAAUCUGCAUUUGACAUUCAGAUAUGCCCAUCUGACUGAAUCCGAGUUCUCCA